This is a messenger RNA of Daphnia magna, 2728 nucleotides long. RefSeq lists its product as uncharacterized. NCBI's taxonomy places the organism in Eukaryota, Metazoa, Arthropoda, Branchiopoda, Diplostraca, Daphniidae. The record is from RefSeq and is a predicted model, not a curated record.
GGGGAAGGGGGGGUAUUUCCUAUUUUACUACGUAGUGUGCGGAAAAAAAAUUUUUUGAAAAAAAAAGUAAAAUUUGCUGCAGUAGCCUGGGGGAAAUGGGGAGGAGCUUCCAGACAGGCCUAGACAUGAAGGGGAAAUCCCCAUUGAAUGGCAAACUGGUUGUUUCGUUUCGUCUCAGUUAGUCGUUGACCCCGACCUUGGUCAACAAUGUCUCAGCCUAAUAUUUACCAACAAUUAUUUGAGGCAUAUUGUAAGGCUUAUCCAGACAAGAAAAAAGAAACUUGCCAAAAAGAACUUAACAAAGAAUGCGAUUCAAUAAAAUCAAGUUCAGAGAAUAAACCGUUGCUGAUAAAACCAAAAGCUGAAGAAUAUUUUAAAAAGCUUAAUAGUAUUGCUGCGAAAAAAGGUGGAUUAAUGCAAUUUUUCGCCAACUCAUCGAUAUCUCAUUUAAAAACAAAAACAACCAUAGAAAGGCCCCAAGAACUAGAAUUUCAACCUGAUUCGGAUCAGUUUUGUGAACCUUUAUUGACGGACUCUGAAACAGAACAGAACAUUUGUUCAAAAAUUACGAGUUCUGCGAAAAGGCCUGCCCAAGAAGCAACUAAAAAUGAAAUUGAUCUAUUAAAUGGGGAUUUGGUUGGUCUUUAUAAUCGACAAAAAAUGGACAUGCUAACUAUAGAAGAACAGGAAAUUCUUAAGGCUAAGAAAAGAAAGCUGGAUGAAUGUAAGAAAAAACUUAAAAAUUUACAAGAUCGCCAACAAAAUCAAAAAAAGUUCCGUGAUAAUCGUCGAGAAGCUCUUAAUUCAGCUGUUGUUGCUGACCCUAAUUUAAAAUCAAAACUGAAGAUCAAGGACUCUGGCAGUGCGGGUAGGCCUCGCCUCGAAGAAACACAGCCUUUGUUGUUGUCUGAAAUUGUCCGAAUCGCUAGGCAUGGAUCAGCGGCUCAUGAAAAGCGACAAGAUGAAAUCUAUCGUAGCAUCUUAACCUUGGAUGAUUUAACUGAGCAACUUACUAAAGACGGAUUUCACGUGAAAAGAUCAUCAGUGUACCUUGGAUUACAGCCUAAAAGGAGUAGUAGCCACCAAGGAAAGCGCCAUAUUGACACGGUUCCAGUGAGACUUAUUCGGGCUCAGAACGACUUUCAUAAAAGUCAUCCAGAUCAGAGACUGUGUCAAGCAACUAUACGUACCAUGGAUGAACUUGCAUCUCUUUUGGGACCGUCAGAAGUGUGCAACAUCUCUCAAGACGACAAAGCAAGAGUUGCUAUAGGGAUAACGGCAGCAAAUGUACAGGCCCCUAUGCUUAUGCACAUGCAGUAUCGGGUAAAACUUCCGGACCAUGAUUGGGUUGUCGCAGCUGGGCACAAGCUCAUCCAAUCCAAUGCAGGCAUAGCUGUUGACAGAAAUAGCCUAGGAAUGCCCGGUGCUGUCGGAUAUUCAGGUCCAACUUAUGUCGCCAUUCGCUUCGGCAAACAUUGUUCUUCAACUGCUUUAAGUCAUUGUAUGGACUUUGAACGAUUAUUGAACCUCCCUGAAUUCAACUCUAUAACAAAAAGUUCAGAUGAGAGAGUGAAGCCGAUUGUUAUGUUCUCAGUUGAUGGGGGUCCUGACGAAAAUCCUCGUUACAACAAAGUAAUUGAAGUUGCAAUACAUCACUUUGUGUCACACGAUCUUGAUGCGAUUUUCAUCUUUACCAAUGCACCAGGCAGGAGUGCCCAUAAUCGAGCAGAGCGAAGGAUGGCCCCUUUAAGUCGCCCACUAUCUGGGUUAAUUCUUUCUCAUAAUUACUACGGGAACCACCUUGACGCAGCUGGUAAGACCAUCGAUGUGGACCUUGAAAAACAGAACUUUAAAAAAGCUGGGACUACUCUGGCAGAGGUAUGGAGUGAAGUAGUAUUUGAUGGAUAUCCUUGAGUUGCUGAAUAUGUGGAUCCGAAUUAUUAUGAAUUCAGUCAAGAUCGGCUCAACGUGAAAGAUCAGUAUUGGUUUUCGGAGCAUGUUCGCACGAGCCAGUACUUUACGCAAAUUGUUAAGUGUAAAAAUCUAAUGUGUUGUAUUAACGAGCCGAGAAGCUCAUACUUGGCCGUUGUUCCUACGCGGUUUAUUCCUCCUCCGAUUCCAUUGAUCCAAACUGACAAAGGGUUAAAAGCUUCUGAUCGAAGUGGCUUUGAAAGUCACGUCUUUCCUUCUUUAUUUUUAUCGCUCCAUCUUUCACGCGACUUAUUGCCUAAUUCAACUAAAGAAUUCCUUACGCUCCCUUAUGAUCUUUACACACCCUCAGUUCAGUCGCAGUUAUUGGAUCGAAUUUGCCAAAAAUGUUCGCUUUAUUUUGCAUCGAAAGUUAUGCUGAAGAGUCACAUGAUUGUACACAAAAAGAAGACUCAAAGCGCAAGUGCAGUUGUUGAGAAAGAGUUCAUCGUCACAAGAACUAGACCUGUUCGCAUCGCAGCGAUGCGACAGAGAGAAAUGAUGGCUAUCAUUGUAUCAGGAUUCUGGAAUCCCACCAUUUGUCGAAAAGCCCUCGAUCUUAUCGUGCCCAGUUGUGACGCUUGAAGAGCAUUUUGAUAAUCCAUGGGAGAACGAUGAGUGAAUUAAAAAAUAAGUCAUAUCCUGCCUAUUAAAUUGUUUAUAACGCAGUUACACCCAGAAUCAAUCAAUAUUUGUGAGCAAAUUGUUGUUUCAUGUAAAAGUUAAACGGUUGCUAAAAUACAGUUUUUUAAACCCUUUA